Messenger RNA from Papaver somniferum (opium poppy), 4552 nucleotides. RefSeq lists its product as uncharacterized. Bases 431 to 4285 code for a protein of 1284 amino acids. The record is from RefSeq and is a predicted model, not a curated record. Lineage: Eukaryota; Viridiplantae; Streptophyta; Magnoliopsida; Ranunculales; Papaveraceae. The transcript has 4 exons.
GGUACGCAACAGCCCUCAGCCAUUUAUCAACCUCAUCCGUUAAUUUUUGAGCCCACUGGGUUAAAUCUCUCUGUAAUUUCGAUCACGAUUAACUUAACCUUAUUCAACUUCGAUUAACUUAAUCUCUCCGUACUCUGUACUGCACCUGCACCUUUAAUUUCACAAUUAAUUUUAAUUUUUCAAUUUUGUACCAAAAUUUCAGUAACUAAUUUCGAAAGUCUCCAGAAUUAUCAGUUUAUGUCUGAAAUUACUAAUUGAGUUCUCUUUCUUCUAAAAAAAUCAAAUACAGAUACCUCCCACAAUUCUACUUACACAUCCCUAUAAACACUGAUCUUAGAUAUAUUAUUUGUGACCCUCCUGCUGAAUUAACCUAUUCGAGUAGAUUUCAUUUUUAUCUUCAUAAUUUUGUUUGAUAUCCUCUGAUAGGGAAAUGGAAGGGAUCUUUGUUAGUGGUACAUCAGAAUUGGAAGGGAUCUUUGUUAGUGGUACAUCAGAAUUAUUGAAAAGGUUGGUUUAUGUUGUUGACGAAGAGUUGGAUUGGGAUUCUUAUCAUAGCUGGUAUGCUCUGGAUAUCAGUGAUCAUCUGGAAAGUCUUAGAAGAACCUUGGAAACAAUUGAGGAUGUAACCUUUGAUGCCGAGAGGAAGCAGAUGAGCGAUGCUGUUGUGAAACUCUGGUUAAUAAAGCUCAAGGAAAUUGCUUAUGAUGCUGAUGAUAUUCUGGAUACCUUGUUCUAUGAUGCGGUCUUGCGAUCAAGGAACAUUAAGGUACCCCUCUUCUUUUCAUUACAUGACCCAAUAGACAUCUUGCUUCCGGAUAUCAUUAAAAAUUUUGAUCGAGUUUCAAGUGAGAUGUUCAACAUUUAUCGGAGAAUUCGUAUUAGUAACCCUCCUUCUCAAAGUAGUCAGAAACAGAAGAGACUGACUUCAGCUUCUGAUGUAGAUUAUCUGCUACAACCGAAGAAAUAUUUGAAAUUGAGGUAUGACAAUUUACCCUCCCAUUUGAAACAAUGUUUCUCAUACUUUUCUUUGUUUCCUAAAGAUUGGAAAUUUGAUAGAGAGACCUUGAUUCAAAUGUGGAUGGCUGAAGGUUUCCUUGAUCAGCCAUCUAAUAGAGGAAAUCAGAACUCUCUUGAAGACAUUGGUAAUGACUAUUUCAGUAGUUUGUUGUCAUGUUCAUUAUUUGAAAACGUAGAAUAUGACGAGCUAGGUGACAUUAUCACAUUCAAAAUGCAUAAUUAUGUACAUGAUUUUGCACUAAGUGUUGUUGGCCGUCACGAAGUCAUAGUUUUGAAUGAAAGUGAAUAUGAAAAAAGUGAUCGAUCUGAAAUCCUUCGACUACAGUUAGUUUUAGAUGAAGGCAGGCUAGAAAGUUCAAGAGCUAUAUUACUUCGUGGGAUAAAGUUGAGGACAAUCUUUUGUGGCUGCAAUUUAGGUUGGACGUUGGAAAUGAAUAGCCCGAAGCUACGUGUGAUACAUUUGGCUGGUGUAUGUAAGUUUACAAUUCCAGAUGAUUACCGUAACCAUUUGAGGUACCUUCACCUCACAGAUUGUGGAAUUAGAAAAACAGACGUUAGUAAACUUUACCUUCUUCAGACUCUGAACCUUUUUAAAUGCAGAAACGUUAACUCGUUUCUCCGAAAAAUUGGAUCUUUGCAAUUCUUAAGGCAUCUUAGUAUCUCUGGUUCAAGUGUUGAAGUGCUACCUAAAUCUAUUGUUAAGCUCCGUAAUUUGCAGAGUUUAGAUAUAUCACAUUUACCAAUCUCAGAAUUACCUGAUUCCAUCAAUGAUAUUUGUAGUUUAAGGAGGUUGAAAUUCCAUAAUUGCCAUAAUUUAAAAGCACUACCUAGUAACUUGGGAUCUUUGACGCAGUUAAGGUCAUUAGAUUUGGAAGGUACUGGAAUAACAGAGUUACCAGAUUCAGUCUCUCAGAUCUGUAAUUUAAAGAGGUUAAACUUCAGGUACUGCAAAAAUUUAAAAGCACUGCCCAGCAACUUAGGAGCUUUGACACAAUUAAGGUCACUAAAUUUGGAAGGUAGUGGAAUAACAGAAUUACCUGAUUCAAUCUGUCGCAUCUACAAUUUAGAGAGGUUGGAAUUCAGUAACUGCAGUGAAUUAAAAGCAUUACCCCAUGAUAUCGGAGCCUUGACACAAUUAAGGUCACUAAAUUUGGAAGGCACUGGAAUAAUAGAAUUGCCUGAGUCUUUGACAAGCAACCUCUGGAAAUUCGAGUCUGUGAACAUUAAUCGCCUGGAAGUAUUAAUGCCUUUCCUGGUAAGGAAAAUUGGCGGUGUCGAACACUUAGCGGGCCUAAUCUCCCUUCGUGUGUUAGAAAUAAGAUAUUUAGACUAUGUGAAAGGUCUUGAGGAUGCCGGGAAGGCAGAUUUAGGAAACAAGAAAAAACUUAGAGAAUUGAGUCUAAAAUGGGAAGAAGAAGGAGUUAAUUCAGUUGAAGUGUUGGAAGAUCUAAGGCCACAUCCUAACUUGGAAAAAUUGGUGAUAGAAAAUUUUGGGGGUGUAAAGCUUCCAAAGUGGAUGGGUUCAUCGUCUAUUUAUUGCUUCCUGAACUUAGUUGAGUUAUAUUUAUCAAAUUGCAACAGAUGUGAGAAGCUUCCUGCAAUGGGUAUGCUCCCAUGCCUCAGAGUUCUUUGGAUAUAUGGAAUGAUGUCGAUGAAGUGUUUGGGUCAAGAGUUUUAUUACCAGGAAGAAGAAGAAGAAGAAGAAAGCACUACUGGUUCUUCAGAAGCUACAACAAUAACUAUAUCAUUUCCUUCAUUAACUAGGUUGGAGCUCGGGGAUAUGGAUAAUUUAGAAGAAUGGGUUGCUCCUAAACCACCUUAUUAUAUUUGCUUCCCUGUCCUUGAGACUCUAUCAAUCAUUGGCUGCUGUGAAUUGACAUCAAUACCAGAUUUUCAAUUAUGUACUUCUCUGCGAGAAUUAACCAUAGAAGACUGCGACAAGUUGAAUGAGGAGUCUAUAUCCUAUGAUUUUAUUCAAAAAGAAGAGCAGGGUGCUGAUUCUUCUGAAGUAUACCUAUCACCAAAUUCAAUUACUAUCGACAGAUACUUGGUUAAGGAAAUCACCUCUGGAACACCUGAGCACAGCGGAAUUCAAGAUAUAGCGGCACUAGAGACGGAAAAGUCUUUAUGUAUUAGAAAUCUCGAGAAUGUGAGAGGUGGAAAGGAAGAUGCAGAAAGAGCAAAGUUGAAGGACAAGCAACACCUUGAGGAUUUGUAUCUAUCUUGGAAUUCUUCUUCUUCUAAUGAAAAUGGUGAUGAUGAGUAUAUUGAUAGGAGUCUCAAUGAUGGAAUGGUGUUGGAAGGUCUCUUACCUCACCCUAAUUUAAAGAUAUUGACAAUAUCUGGUUUCAGAGGUUUAAAGCUUCCAAAUUGGAUGGGGUUGUCUAAUUUUCUUCCACAUCUGGUGGAGUUAUAUUUUUACGAGUGCAAUAGUUGCGAGCAGCUUCCCUCGCUGGGUAUGCUCCCUUGUCUUAGAAUUCUUCAGCUAGAGCGUAUGAGUUUAGUGCAGUCUCUGACGGAAGAGUUUUAUUAUCAGCAACAGGAAAGUAGCGCCAGCAGCAACGUACAAAUAAGAGAAGAAGAAGUUGAUAUUGAGAAAAAGUCUACAACAUCAUCUUCAUCAUUAUCAUCAUCUGGAGUAUCCGUGUUCCCUUCGUUAGUUCAGUUGAGUCUUAUAGAUAUGUCAAUUUUAAAAGAAUGGGCUGCUCCACAUCUCUAUUUUAUAUCCUUCCCAUCCCUUGAAAGGUUGAUUGUCAGUGGCUGUUUAAGGUUGAAAUCCAUACCAUUUACUUCAUGUUGUUCUCUUAAGAGCUUGGUGUUACGUAAUACCAAUGACGAGGCGGUGAACUUAAUCUUAGCUAGUACAGGAGGGGAACGUACCUCCCUCGCAUCCGUGUCUACACAGUAUUCUCCGCAGCUUGAAUUUUUCCCAGUGGUGUUACUCCCAAAUACUACUCGCAUUCAAUCUUUAGAAAUUGCGCACUGCUCCAACUUUCAAGGUUUUCGUAUUCGAGACAACGAGGAAUUCCAGGCAGAAGUAUUUUCAGACACUGGUUUCAACACCAGCAUCAACUCUCUCUGCUCAUUGAAGUUAUUUGACUGUCCUGCUUUGACAUCUUUACCAGAUUUACGAGAAUGGACUUCUCUCACUGAACUAUGGAUUGAGGAUUGUGAUAAACUGAAAGAUUCUUUUUCUUAUGAUUUGGCAUCCCUCCCCAGUCUACGAGCACUGUAUGUUGAUAGCACCAUCAAUCUGCCUCAGAAGUAGGGAGGAGAGGAUCAGCAUCAAACUAUCAAAUUUGCUCCAACAGGGAUGCCAAAUUCCAGGGUUGAUAAGUAAGCACAGCCAGGUGAAGGUAAAAACAUGGUUUAAAAUAGGAUUUUGGUUAACAUUUGACACUUGUUUCUUAACUGUAUGUUCAACACUAUCAUGUUUUAACAGGUUGUUGAAUGAAUCACGUCAAACUUGUAUAAAUCAACUUGAUCAUUUCAACUAUUAACUCUGUAAAUCAUAUAUAUCAACUUGAUUCAUUAA